Colossoma macropomum (tambaqui) is the source of this 1390-nucleotide messenger RNA. Its product is annotated as butyrophilin subfamily 1 member A1-like. The annotation marks the transcript as partial. The record is from RefSeq and is a predicted model, not a curated record. The transcript is spliced from 6 exons. Lineage: Eukaryota; Metazoa; Chordata; Actinopteri; Characiformes; Serrasalmidae.
GCAGGGUUGUCUACACGGCUAUCGGGGGCUACAUCUCCCCCCCAUUCAAAGAGGGAAUGGAGUUUCACAGACAGUGAGAAUGAUGAUCAACAUGAUCCACAGAGAGACAGUUAGCCCACUUUAUCCUCCAAAUAUUACGACUUUAUUCUCUAAAUAUUACGACUGCUUUUCUCGAAAUAUUACGACUUUAUUCUCGAAGUCUACUAUUUUUAUUAACAAUGGUCCUGAAACGCUAUCAUAGAGGUUUAAAUGUUUGACCAGAUGAGUGCACAUGCCAUCACCAAGGUAACAAUGACAUCAAACAAAAAAAAUUUAAUUGUGAACUAAACAUUAUUGGCUAAAAUGGAACUAAAAAAAGUACUUUCCUAUUCAAGUAUGUUUGUGGGGAAAGUAAUUUACUGAUUACUUAGUUCCAUUUUAGUCAUUAAUGGUUAGUUUCUGACGCUUUUUUGCUUUGCAGUGUACAAAUCUGUCCAAAUGUUUUCAUGGAGUUCAUGGAAAUGAGUAAGUGGACCUCCCACAUCUGCCCGUCAUCUAAUAGUUAGACAUCACAACGCCUAUUAAGCUUAACCAGUAAUAAACACUAACUAAUAUUGUUUUCCAUUUACAGUGAUGCUUCUUUUGUUGCUGAUGUUUGAUCUUCUCAGCUGUUCAAAUGCAGAUACAUUCUCUCUGGUGGUUCCUGAUGGUGCUGUAUCAGGACAGUUAGGAUCUUCAGUUGUCCUGCCGUGCGCAGUCUCUUCUUCAUUGGACUGUACGGACUAUGAAAUACGCUGGUAUGGUCCCAAUGACAAUGACAACCCGAUUCUGCUGUACAGAGACCUAAAGGUCCAGGAGAACGCUGGAGAUCCUCAGUACAGAGGCAGAGCGUCUCUGAUUGGAGAACUGCAGAAAGGGAACGUCUCUCUGAAACUGGAGAACCUCACAGUAGCAGACAGAGGAGAAUAUGUGUGCUUUGUUAGCAGUUAUCAAUGGUAUGAAAAGGAGAGCAUUUUCGUUGCUGUUCCAGUGGUUGGAUCUCCUCCUGUCCUGUCCUGCACUGAAGCUGGAGAGCAGGUGAAUGUGACCUGUACAUCAGGUGGAUGGUCUCCAAACAUUACCAUCAUCUGGAGAGACACAAAAGGAAGAGAACUUAGAAAAAAAGUCGACCACUUUACAACAGACUCUGAAGGGUUGGUCAGUGUGAGCUCUUGGCUGCUCUUCUCUCCCUCGGAGUCAGAGUGGAUCUCCUGUUCUGUGGGUUUAUCUGAUCAGGAGAUGAAGGAGGGAAGAGUUCUAGCAAUAAAACCUGCCUAUCUAGCCUUCACCAUCUCAUUGAUUAUCAGUCUGUUGUUGUUGGUUGCGAUAGCGACCCUCAUCUUGAAGAUCAGAGAGAUCAUAUUACCCCAUU